AUGCACAGGCACUCCUAUGCGUGUGGAGAGGCCAGCUUGCAAGGCCAAGCGGACAAGAUUGACAGCUCGGGCCGUGGUAGUGCUGGGGCCGGUGAUGACGUGAAGAAGGGGGCCGAAGCCGAGAUCAUGAAGAAGGUUGCUACCAGGUUGCAGGACUUUGAGUCGCUGAUCACGAGCCAGUUGUCGACAUUUGCCACGGACUUCGAGAAGAAGCUCUUCCACGUCUAUCGCUCGAUCGGGGCCAUGAAGCCGAUUGACGGCGCAGGCGCCGGAGACACCGGCCUCGACACGAUGGCCGAGGAUGUGGACCAGCUGAAGUUCGACGUUGGGGAGCUGCAGAAUUUGCUGACGAACAGCAAGGGUGAGGUAAGCCAAACCAACCGCAUUGUGCUGGCCUGCGAACGAAACAUGGAAGACUUCAAGGCAGCGAUGGACGCUGUGAAUGUGGACUUGGCCGAGAUGCGCGCCCGUGUAGAUGCGACCCACUCCAUCACCACCUGCCGACAGCGUGUGGAAGCAACCAUGACAGCAGAGAUCUCGACUAUGCACCUCGACAGCUGCGACAUCCAAGAAGCUCUCAAGAAUCAUGACUCCUGGAUGGAGGGCAUGUCCAACACUCUCCAACAGAUGCAAGAGAAGGAGGAGAAUUGGAGUGAGGAUAUGAUCAACCUCAAGAAUGAGCUCACUGCCAAGCUCGACACCAAGGUGGACAACGUUGCCUGGAAGGAGGCGACCGACGAGCUCGAUGCGGCUGUCAAGACUAUUUACGGUUUGGUGUCCGCUCUUCGACUGGAUGCUGAUGCAAACCGCCGCAAGGGGGACGAAACUCUGGCCAACGUCCGGCAUGACAUCACAGCUGUCGAGACGAAUCUUGAGGAAUCCAAGUCCAAGCUAGCGAUGGACACUGACCAUGCUAUCAAUGCUCUGAAUGGCCGUAUCGACUUCACGAACAAGGAUCUCGCCGCAACCCAGGAUAGCCUCCACACAACCCAGAAGUCCCUCAGCGAUUGCUUCCACGAGGUGGCCGUUGUCCGCAGCGACGUGGAGCGGAACGUGGCAGACAUCGAGGAGCUGGCCUUAACUCGGGAGCCGCUGGUUCGCCACGCGGUGUCACCAGAGCUCCUCGCGAAGGCGACUGGUUCUGCGCUGCAGCUGCAGGCGCUCCAGCUGGAUUUCCUCCUGUUCCGCUUGGCGACCGUGGAGGACCACCUUGCAGCGAAGGAGUCCACAUCUCAGCCCGCGGCAAGCGCAGAUUCGCCCAAGCGGUUGGAGCGAACGAGCCAAGCCUGGAUGGCCACUGGCGCGGACCAGCUCAGCGUUCCCCACCGCUCAUUUGUGUAUGUGAAGACAGCGACUGCGAGCGACAAUGGGUGGAUUCAUGCGGAGUUGGCCGACGACGAGGCAACAGCGGGCUGGCUGCCACUAGGUGUCCUCGAGCAGCUUGAGGAGGGCCAGCGCUGGAUGAGAACCAAGGCCAAGUGGGAGGCUCGAGACGAGUCGCAGUGCAGCGCGGAGAUUGGUGACUUCUGCUUGGUGUGGGUUGAUUUACUCACCCAAGAGCCUUCUGAGUGCUGUUCUUGCUGCAUCUGUUGCAAGAGCAUCGGUAGAAGCAGCAAUCGUAAAACAACAAGUCACGCCAUGUGA
This is a messenger RNA of Symbiodinium sp. CCMP2592, 1644 nucleotides long. The record is from the annotation of a GenBank genome assembly. Lineage: Eukaryota; Dinophyceae; Suessiales; Symbiodiniaceae.